AGAUCCGCCUAUCCGUGCUUUCUGUCAGUCAUUGAGUGCGCACCGUACCUCCCGUUCCGCUUGAUCUUGACGCCGUUUCAACGAUCCAGGCUCACGUUGCGAAGACAUAUACAACGACUCGGAGAGCAUGCAACCACUACACUUUCCGUCUCUGACCAAUAGCCUCUCCCUUGCAUCGCUGACCCAACCUUCACGAUUGUCAAACAAUCUAAUCUGCAUACUCACAAAGCGGCGUGACUUGCACGUAAUGCGCCUAUCCUGCACUGCGCCGCAAGGCCGCAUCUGCAGCAUUAGCCGUCCAUCGUCCAUGUCGACUGCUACAUCCUUCCAUCCGAUCCGGGCAGGAUUCCCGAGCUACGCCCCAAUCCCACAUGAAGUAGAACAACAGCCCAUACAACAUGCAUUAGGCACAGGUACUGGACACUGCUGCUUUGGAUCCGCUACAGACGCAUCAUGCGCGUUCGGACCUUUUCGUCCUGCUGCUCGUGUUACCACGUACAUGUGCGUGGCAUGCACUCCGGAAUCUUGGCUUCACGCAUGGCGUAUUACGCAAACUUACUUCCGCGCGCCAUGCGAUCCAGGCGUUGGGCUGUUGGAGAGCUAGACGGUUUACGGUUGCUCACGUACUUACACGAGGCGAUGAUGCGCAUGCGCCGUUUAUUGUAAUAACACGGCUGAACCAUAGGGUGGGUAAGAUGGAUGGUGUGCAAAUCGUUCCAAGAAUGAUUACCAUCUUGAUAUCAGUGAGUGCUGUGGAUGUGGAAAGUCGUAUGCGAAGAUCUUCUCUUCUGCAUAACACAGCGUCAUCACAACAUAAGAGAAAGGCUGUGAAGG
Molecule: messenger RNA, 834 nt
Organism: Alternaria alternata
Lineage: Eukaryota; Fungi; Ascomycota; Dothideomycetes; Pleosporales; Pleosporaceae
Exons: 2
Coding region: 128-604 (158 amino acids)
Source: RefSeq, a predicted model, not a curated record